AUGUUUGAUAAAACUAUUGAUGAUAUGGAUGAGAAUCAUAAUGAAUUGGAACAGCGUUUACAUUCAGAUUUAAACCAAACAAAACAAUCACAACAUAUCGAACAGUUACCAUCGACUACACAUAAGAAUAUUGAUUCAAAUGUACAACGAACUCUUUUAAUAAGCAAACAAUUAACACCAUAUCCAACAAAACCUCAAUCAAAAGUAACAAUUUUGGGUACAGAUCGAACUACAUUUAUAUGUGCAUUGACUAUGGCUCUAAGGCGACAUGUCAAUGAAAUUGUUGUAUUCGAUCAAUGUUAUAAUCGACAGAUGAAAAUGUUCUUUUACGAUCUUGCUUGUGCUUUUCAACUUUGUCCUAUUUCUCGUUCAGUAAAUCUUAUAUAUACAUCUGAUAUUGCAUAUACAUACCGAUCGGAUGUUGUUCUUAUCACAGAAAUGCACAAUAAUAAGAUAAAUAUUGAACAACAUGAUGAAACAUUAUCAUUAAAACAAAAAGCUCAAGAAUUAAUCAAUAGUCUUAAUGGUAAUCCAUCAAUUGUUCUACGUCUUCUUAUGACUAGUCCAAAUGCUGUCUUUUUGAUAGUUAGGUCUUGCGUCUCUCCAUAUGAUUACAACGCAUUAGUUGUUAAAUCAUUAGCCGGUAAUCAUUGUCAUGCUGGACAAGUAUGUGGAUUGAGUUCAGAUAUCUACAACCAUCGAUUACGUUAUGCUAUUAGCGAAUUACUCGAUAUACCAAGUAAAAAUAUAACUGGUUUUACAUUGGAAAAUCCUGAUAAAUCAAUAGAACCAUAUUGGCCUAGUAUUACUAUAAAUGGUCAAAGUCUAAAGUUGGCUAAAGAUAAUAACAGAGAAAUAGAAGAAAAUUUUAUCAAUCAACCAAUGAGUAAUAAUGCACCACAAAAUAAAUAUCAACCAAUAAAAUUAAAUAUAAUUAAGAAUGAUGCAAUAGUGAACAAACCUAAGUAUUUAAUACUAUUUUUCUUUUUCAUAUGA
Messenger RNA from Rotaria sp. Silwood2, 996 nucleotides. The record is from the annotation of a GenBank genome assembly. NCBI's taxonomy places the organism in Eukaryota, Metazoa, Rotifera, Eurotatoria, Philodinida, Philodinidae.